AUGUCGCUCAUUGGCGAUCACGUCCGCCGCCUGGACGCCUACGUCGACCGGUUACAGCUGCGAGGCCUUGCGGAGGCCGGCGUCGAGACGAGCCAGCUGCGUGAGGCCGCCGCCGCCAGGACGAGAGAGAUCACCACCACCACCACCACCACCACCACCACACAGGAUGCGAGAACAGCGAGGAGGACGGGCAGGGCGCAGGAGGACCUGGGAUCAGUCCAUCCGCCGCUCCUUGCAGCUGCCAGAGCCCUUUCUGGGGGCUGUACGCUGAAGUCGGCCAGGGUGCUCGACCAUCUACGCCGUGUCCAUCGCCUGCAGCAGGUCAUACAAACCGCCGAGACGAGGUAUACCGAAGAUGAAGACAAAGAAGAAGGAGAUGGAGACUACAAUGCACCGGCCAGAGAGUAUACUACGAGUCUGCUGUGGUUGGUGGCCUCCAAGGCUACGGUGCAGACGUUUGCCGCCGUCAUGAGCUCCAUGGUCGACGAGACGGUCCCCCUCAGCGAUGGCAUCUGGUACUGGGACGAGGUGCUUGGGUCGGCCUUCUACUCGGGCCUCUACACCCUCCAGACGGCGCCGGCACGCUGGGCGGGCUACCUGAUCAGCCUAUAUCGGACCAUCCGGCAGACGGGCAGCAACCAUAAUAAUGUUCGUCAUGCUCGCAGGGGCAGCACUGCGGAGGACCUUAGUGUUGGCAGCGGACUCCACGAUGGCACCACUUUGAUGGCACGAUGGCGGGCCUUCUACCGGCUUGUCCACCGCAGCGUCAGCGCUCGUCCCGUCUCAAGCUCCCAGGCCAGAGAGCUCGCCCUCUCACCCUUUCAAUUGGCCCGCUCCCGGGCUCGGGCUAGCCGCAGUGGCCUGCGCAGGCUGAGGGAGAUGACUGCCUGUGCCGUUGGCCUGCUCAUGGAGGAAGGCCUCCUCUUCGACGUGGCUGACGAGGACGAGACCAUCAUCACUCCCGCUAUUAUCACUCCUGAUGCCGGUGUCGGUGCUGGUGCCAGUACUGGCCUGGAUCCAACGCCUUCAUCGUCAAAGAAACAUGACAACCCAGACGAAUGGCGGGAUCUUGUCUCGCGGACCACCGUGCUCAUGCAGACCGUCCUCCAGCACGUCAACAAUCUGGACACCGACCUGACCGGGUUCGAGGACAAUGUCUUUUCCACCGUCGGGAGCGGGAUACGCGCCAUGGAGGAGUCGCUAGUAGCGACUACCGAAGGGACUGCUGGGACAGGUCGCUCGCCCAACCCAACCGACCAGGCCUACUUGGUCAUCCAGCUGCUCAUCGACGUGCUUGAGCACCAUCUCCCUCGCCAGCAGAAGCAGAGCCGCCUGCUGGCCCGCAGCUAUGCCCGCCCAUCCACGCGCUGCGAGGUCGCCCUCAUGAGCAAGAACAGUCUCGACGCCGACUUCUCCAGUCUCGAGCGCAUGGUCGUCGACUUUGUCUGCACCCGCCCGUCCCAGGACCUUGGUCUCGCCUCCAGUCACCCUGAUGCGCUCGACCUCAUCCGCCAGGGGGUGCGGCAGGGCGACCUGACGCCCGUCCUGCGAGCGUACGAACGGGACCUGCAGCGGCCCUUCAUCGGUGCCAUCCGCGGCGACCUCGUCACUGCCUUGCUCAUCCAGAUCCAGAAGACCAAAGUCGACGUCGAGGUAGCCAUCAGCGGCAUAAACUCCAUCCUUAAGAGCCAGGAACUUGUUUUUGCCUUCAUCGGACUUACUCCCAGUAUCCUGGUGUCCUAUGCCACCGUGCAGUGGGCUGCCGGCCUCCUCGGCAGCAGGAGAGGCCUACGACAGGGCCAACGACGCAGCGAAAUCGUCCGUUCUCUCCGCACCGUCAACCGGAUCCUAAUGAGCUCUCUCCCCUCGCAAACGGGAGUCCUCUCGUACAAGGACCACGGUCUCCUGAUAUGCGAGGCCGAGACACUGCGACAACGAGCCGAGCGUGUCCUCCCCGGAGCCAUCUACCAUGAGUUCCACGAGGACCUGAACGACCUGCUGAACGUGAGAGCUGGCAUCGCCCACCAGAUGAAAGUGGUCGACCAGAUCAGAUGGACAUAUUCCAAAUGGAUCUACUCGUAG
This is a messenger RNA of Trichophyton rubrum CBS 118892, 2082 nucleotides long. RefSeq lists its product as uncharacterized. The record is from RefSeq and is a predicted model, not a curated record. Gene Ontology annotation, cellular component: mitochondrial outer membrane. Bases 1 to 2082 code for a protein of 693 amino acids. Lineage: Eukaryota; Fungi; Ascomycota; Eurotiomycetes; Onygenales; Arthrodermataceae. The transcript is spliced from 5 exons.